AUGCCUCCUUCAUUUGGAGCUUCCCAGGCGGCAAUGUUUUCCACAUUUCAAGCAGGGCUCGCGCCGCCACCGCGGCAGAUCUCUGAACAAGAGGCGCCUAAAUCUGCUACCAACGGCGUUUCCAAGAGAAUCACCACUCCACAUGCAUGCGCGGAAUGCAAGCGAAGGAAAAUUCGGUGCGAUGGACGACAGCCCUGCGGUCAAUGCUUGGGCUGCAGGUCUCCAAAGCCAUGUUAUUACGACAAACAUCGCCAGAGAGUCAUUCCUUCUAGGAAAACCCUCGACGCCCUCUCUCAAUCCCUAGAAGAAUGCCGGUCCAUUCUCAAACGGUUAUAUCCCACUCGAGAUGCCCAGUCGUUACUGCCGCUCUCUAGGCAAGAGCUGAUCUCUUUGCUGGACCGCUCCGGCUCGCAGAGUGCGCCUUCGCAACGAUCACCCACGGGCUCCAACACGAACACCUCACCAAUCUCCCAGGAAUUUCAGUCUCCUCUCGCUUCAACAUCAGAGGACGACCGGAGCCUCGCACAUCUCGAACAAAUACCGAGUCAAGACACAGAGUGGGACGAAGAGCGGAGGAACCGAGAUCCAAUACCUGCCGAGGCAGAUGAUGUCAAUGCGUUGUCUCUAUCGGUGGACCGCCAGUCUUCAUAUCUCGGUGCAACAUCUAUUAAAGCCGCGUUCUUGGUUAUGUUGAAGGUUGCACCGGUACUACGAUCUUUCCUUGCGCCUACGAACGGGAACAACAAACAAUUGAGCACCGCCAGUAAUUACCCUACACCUCGACCCAAUGGUCCCGUCAAAUCCCUCUCCUCAAUCUUAUGGUCCUCCGAGGGCCAAACUCUAAUUGAUGCCUACUUCAACAGGGUUCAAAUAUUCGCGCCGAUGCUUGAUGAACCGUCUUUCAGAGCGGAUUACUUGAGCGGCCGAAGAAAUGAUGCCCCAUGGCUAGCACUCCUGAACAUGGUGUUUGCUAUGGGUAGCAUUGUAGCGAAUAAGUCGGAUGAUCACAGUCAUGUCACUUUCUACAGCCGAGCCAAAGAGCAUUUAGGACUCGAUUCCUUCGGCAGUGGACAUAUUGAGACCCUACAAGCUCUUGCUUUAAUGGGAGGACUUUAUCUUCACUACAUCAACAGACCCAACAUGGCGAAUGCUAUCACAGGCGCUGCUCUGAGGAUAGCUUGUGCCAUGGGUCUCCACAGAGAGACCGCUCCAGAGCAGGGAGCUGUCGAUGCCAUGAUGAUCGAGCAGAGGAGGAGAACGUGGUGGAGCUUGUUCUGUCUCGACACGUGGGCAUCCACUACCUUGGGACGACCAUCAAUGGGUCGAUGGGGAGUUGGAAUCACUAUCCGCGCCCCAGAAGGGACUCAUGAUCCAAACGUGAUCGGCCAACACACAGGCAUCAUUCCUUUGAUUGAAAAUAUCAAGUUCUGCAGAAUUGCCACGCAAAUCCAAGACGUUCUCGCACAAUCGCCACUCAUGAGACCCGAAGAUCGCGCAAAUCUUGACCGGCAGCUCGUUGAGUGGCAUGAUAAUCUUCCCUGGAUUCUCCGCUCUACCGAGCCAUGCCCAGAAUCGAUUUACACUGCAAGAUGCGUCAUGAAAUGGCGGUACCAAAACCUCCGCAUAGUUCUCUACAGACCAGUUCUCUUGAAUCUUGCAAAUCGUGGCAACGAAUGUACCCCAACUCAGGAUGAGCUCGAUGCGAUCGUCAAAUGCCGCCUGGUGGCCAAACAGACAAUCGAGGACAUCGCUCGUGAAUGGACGCCCAAUCAGAUGCUUGGCUGGAAUGGGGUCUGGUUUCUGUACCAGGCCUCUAUGAUCCCGCUAGUCAUGAUAUUUUGGGAGCCUUGGAACGCGCAGCAGGUACGGGACUGCCAGGAACAGAUCGAAGUCGUACUGGAGGCUUUUGACGGCCUUGCCGAUUGGUCUCUAGCAGCGAGGCGUAGUAGGGAGGUCGUUAGCAAGAUGUACGAGGCAAGCAAGCGGCCCCUGACCAGGCAGACUAGCCCGCGAUUGGGCCCGGCUAUGAUGAAUGGGAACGGCAACGGGGUCAACGGCAACGUUCCCGCCAUGACGUUGAAUGGGAUGAACGGAGUCAAUGGAAUGAAUGGAGUCAACGGGGUUCACGGAGGCAAUCCGAUGGCUAUUAUGAAUGGCACCAGUGGCAUGAAUGGCCACAUGAUGGAUGCGAAUGAAAUGCACCAAAUCGAAAUGAUUGGGGAAGAUGGCAUGAUGCUCAUGGAGCAAGGAGUCUGGGACCUCGAUGGAAUGCUCUGGCAGAAUCUACCUGAUGGACUCGAUAUGCCUUACGAUGGCAUUCCCAUGCCGGAUUACGACGACGGUCCCGUCAUCGGCUAUGAUGGGAAUUACAUGAUGCAUCAAUAA
This is a messenger RNA of Cadophora gregata, 2385 nucleotides long. RefSeq lists its product as uncharacterized. Lineage: Eukaryota; Fungi; Ascomycota; Leotiomycetes; Helotiales; Ploettnerulaceae. Bases 1 to 2385 code for a protein of 794 amino acids. The transcript is spliced from 4 exons. Gene Ontology annotation, cellular component: nucleus. Gene Ontology annotation, molecular function: DNA-binding transcription factor activity, RNA polymerase II-specific; zinc ion binding; RNA polymerase II cis-regulatory region sequence-specific DNA binding. Gene Ontology annotation, biological process: positive regulation of transcription from RNA polymerase II promoter by galactose; DNA-templated transcription. The record is from RefSeq and is a predicted model, not a curated record.